This is a messenger RNA of Linum tenue, 2560 nucleotides long. The record is from the annotation of a GenBank genome assembly. NCBI's taxonomy places the organism in Eukaryota, Viridiplantae, Streptophyta, Magnoliopsida, Malpighiales, Linaceae.
GUAAAGGUCAUCUUCUAUAAGUGAAAACGAUAUGUUCUAACUUCUUAAAUUUUAUAACAAAAUAGCUAUAAAAAAAAUUUCAACCGUGAUAUACAGACUUGUGAACUCUCUAAUACCAAAGUUAUAUCCAAGUUUAAAAAAAAAAUGAAUAACUAUCGUGUGUGACAUUUGACGAGGAGUGAGAUGAUUCUAGGAAGUGCAAGAGACAGAGUAACCCCUUUUGGAAGAUGAGGUAUGGAGAUGGAGGUAAAUGUUGGGCUACGGGCUCAGGCCCAGGCCCAUUUAUAAAAGACCCAUAGUUGGUAUCAGGCCCACCAGGCCCGCAACCCACAAUAUUUUGCAUAUCCAACUUAAAACAUCUGAACCACUCCUUUAUCAAGUAAGGAUAUGAUUAUGAAGGGGCCCGCCACCACGACGACGCAAUAUUGAUAGCCUAUUUGCUCGCAAGUUGCAACUGCAAGAGUUGUGAUAUUUUGCUCAGAAGUCAGAACAGAGCAGUUUUCCGGUAACUAUAUAGUAUAUACCAUUCCUCGAUCGGUAACUUAAUUUAUAAACCAGGCCCUCGGUAAAAAGUUGAUAGUAACUAGUUUUUACCUUCUGUAAAGAAAUUCACCACCAUAUAUGUUUCCAAUGAUUAGAAAGUGUGUCCAGUCGCUGGCCUGGCGGUGGAGCUCAGCCAUACCCUUCUUGCUGGCCUCGUGUUUUCCGCUUCCCCUCUCUUCUCUCAGUCACCAUAAUGGCACUAAUGGCUUCCUCCUCGCCGCUCUCCUCCUCCGUCGCAAUUUCCCGCUUCCACAACCAUUCCACCUCUUUCCUUCUCCCUUCUAAAUCCUCUUCUUCUUCGUCUUAUGUCUUCUCCCCUGCCAAGAGGCCUCUCCUUCUUCGCAUACCCUGCCGCGUCCUCGCCGGAUCUGAUCUUCUCCGGGACGUCGGAGCCACCGCGGGGGUGCUCGCCGGCGCCUACGGUCUCGUCCUCACCUUCGAUACUCUCACCCGCCGACAGAUUAUCCAGCAGGUGAGAUAAUUAAUUGAUGUUCGCUUGUCGCCGCCGGCGAAAAAGUAAUUUACCAUCUUCUUACGGUUUUCCUAAUUACGUUUACUUGAGGAUGUAGACUGCGAACUUUUCUUACCACUUAAUUCUCUUACUGCUGCGUUUUAGAUUGUAGUCUGUAGAUAUGGAACUGAUCCGAUUUUUAGGGUUCUUCCGUUAUUCCUGCGACAUCUAAUUUUUCUGCAAUAUUUACCCAUUUCCCAGAGAAUUAGAUUCUACACUAAUAAAUAAUACGUUGUCUUACAAAUGAGAUUUUAUACGCAUGUAAAAAAUUUAUACCUUAUCCGCUCCGGUUAGAUUCUUCAAAUAUGAGCUCACAAAUGCAAUGAUUCAUCUGGACAUAAUAUUACAAAUUUGAACUCUAAAAUGUGAUGCAUUCAUUUCCAACUUGACUGACCACCUGUACUAUGGUGUUCUUCUUUUUUUUUUUUUUUUACCACUAGUAGUUGUAUUCGUUGCGCUUGUUGUUUUGAGAGGUCAAAUCUGUAACUACUGCCAUGGUAGUACUAUGAAGCAGUUUUUUUUAACGGGUAACAAUGAAGCAGUUUGUUGCUAUACGAGGACUGAGGAGGAUGGAAUAUGAUGUGAGGCAAGAAUUUGAGCAGGAAACUAGUCCAUGUGCUCUCAGGGUUGGUCUUUGUCAUCUCUUGGCCUAUUUUCAGAGUAGCACCUCCUCCGAGGCACGCUACUUCGCUUUGUUUGUGCCGCUUAUGAACUGCCUGCGGCUUGUUAUCCAUGGUUUCUCGUUGGCUACUGAUGAAGGGCUCAUUAAGUCAGUUACCAGAGAAGGAAAGCCAGAGGAGUUGCUGAGAGGGCCUCUAUUUUAUGUGCUUGUACUGAUCGCGUGCACACUUGUUUUCUGGCGCGAGUCUCCGGUUGGGAUCAUCUCAGUGGCAAUGAUGUGUGGUGGAGAUGGCAUGGCUGAUAUCAUAGGAAGAAGAUUCGGGUCGAUGAAACUGCCAUACAAUCAGGAGAAGAGCUGGAUUGGUAGCGUGUCCAUGUUCACAUGCGGAUUUGUUAUAUCGAUUGGGAUGCUUCAGUACUAUUCAGCUCUUGGUUACUUGCAGCUGGACUGGAGUUCUGCAGUUCCUGGGGUUGCUUUAAUCGCUCUGACAGCCACAGUCAUGGAGUCGCUGCCCAUUACAAAUGUGGUCGAUGACAAUAUCUCUGUUCCUUUGGUUAGCAUGAUAGCGGCAUACUUGAGUUUUGGUCAGUAGCAUAGGAAUCUGGGAGAUUCUGGCACUGUAGAAACUGUGGAUGGUAUGUCUGUAAAUCUCUACCACAUUCCAGUCCGUGGAGUUUGCCGAAAUUAGUGUAUUUGGACAUGAGAUUGGGGAAAUAGUAGAAUGCUAUAUUUUCGAUAACUUUGGGUGGUUUGCCUUCGUCCUCAAAUUAAGUUGUUUGCUGUCCUAAAUGGGUCAUUUUGUGAUUCAGCGUAACGUUUGGACAGUCUUAAUUUUGUGUUAUGUCAUUUGAUCAUCGUAUAUAUAUAUAUAUAUUUUUUUUAAA